AUGUAUGCAGCUCUCAAGAAAAGUAGCAAGGACGGCACCUCCUCCGAUAGCUUGCCUCUCUCAGACUAUCACGACGAGCAUCUCGGUAAAGACCGACCGCUUCUGAAAGAAGAGGAUGCCUGCUACAUCAACCGCCCUCCACGGCGACCAUCCUCCCUCUUCCAAUGGCAGAGCCUCUGCUUCCACUUCCUGCUUGCCUCGCUCUACGGCGCGGCCUUCCUGCUCGCGACGUCCAAGUCAAGGCAGGGGGCGGUGGAUAAGCCAGUGCAUUUGAUUGACUCCCCCCUCCACGAAGCCAUCCAGAUGGAACGCAAGACCAUCUACGCCUCCAUCGCGAGCGAGAACCCGUUCAAGGGCGCCCCCUCAAAGGAACUCGACCACGCGUGGCACCAGCUGUUCAUCAACUCCAAUAUCCGAGUCACCGCCGAGGAUCUGGCCCGGAUCAACCGGACUUCGGUGCCGAUUAAUGAUGAGAAGGGUGGGUUUUAUGCUAUUCCGGCCAGUUUGCAGAAAUUCUUGCGGCAGGUCGUCUAUCAGAAUUACUACCAUAUCGGGAAACCGACGACUCCGGUUCAUAUCGAACACUGCGUCGACAACCUCCGCCAGAACAUCAUGUGCAAAGCCGACGUCGCCCUGCUCACCUUCACCUGGGAUCCGGCCGACCGCGCCCCGAAACCCAACUUUGUGGUCGAGCACGAGUGCGCGAACUGGGAGAAGGUGGACAGCUGGGCCAAGGAGCAUGCGUUUGAUAUCUUUGAUGAGACGACGCUGGUGCAUCCGACUUUGGGUCCGUCGUUUCCGGAGAAGGAGUAUAAAGCUACUGGGAAAAUUCCGGGGCAUCCGGAUUUUCAUCCGAAUGAGUACCAUGGGGGUCAGAUGCAUCAUCAUCAUGAUGGUGCUUGA
Molecule: messenger RNA, 903 nt
Organism: Aspergillus uvarum CBS 121591
Lineage: Eukaryota; Fungi; Ascomycota; Eurotiomycetes; Eurotiales; Aspergillaceae
Product: oxidase ustYa family protein
Exons: 5
Coding region: 1-903 (300 amino acids)
Biological process (GO): mycotoxin biosynthetic process
Source: RefSeq, a predicted model, not a curated record